This is a messenger RNA of Lindgomyces ingoldianus, 560 nucleotides long. RefSeq lists its product as uncharacterized. Lineage: Eukaryota; Fungi; Ascomycota; Dothideomycetes; Pleosporales; Lindgomycetaceae. Bases 216 to 428 code for a protein of 70 amino acids. The transcript has a single exon. The record is from RefSeq and is a predicted model, not a curated record.
AUCGCUUUAGGGCGCGUCACAAAAGGAACCACUGUGCAGCUUGCAGCUCAGACACAACAGCAGACGUGAGUGCUAUGCUGACUAUUACUGCAGUGCCUCGAAGCACAUACAGGGCAACCGGUUGGAUCACCAUCAGUUUGGCCGUUCAAUGAUGUAACAAUUCUUCCAAACUUUUUCGACUCAACGGUAACGUUGUUCCACCACCUUGAGUGAUUAUGCAUUCUCUCCCUCUCUUAUAUUCUUUCGUGGUUUUGUUCUGUCAUCUCUUCUCCCUCUCUCUCAAGUCAUGGCGUCUUUCAGCUUCUCGACCCUUCUGGUGGACGCAUCUCGUCACAUGGGCCCGUCAACCUCGGGAUGGCAGCAUGCAGCGCUAUUUUGCGAUAGCAUCGCAGCGUCGAGUCUUGUCAGUCGAGGCUCUCAUCGUCUGAUACUCUCCAGACAUCAAACAACUUUCUCCUCCCAUGUCUAUUCUUAGAAAUCCUGUCAGAAGUAUUUUCAAUAGCCCAUGGGGCGCCAAGCAUCAUCAGGUGUUUCGCCUGUGUGCUUCGCCGCAACUUCAC